Molecule: messenger RNA, 924 nt
Organism: Mycena indigotica
Lineage: Eukaryota; Fungi; Basidiomycota; Agaricomycetes; Agaricales; Mycenaceae
Exons: 1
Coding region: 1-924 (307 amino acids)
Source: RefSeq, a predicted model, not a curated record
AUGCUACUCGCUCGUCUGGUACACUUGUCCAGGCUCUCUGAUGUCGAGAUGCAAUUUGGAUGGGAACGCUCUCGGUUUUCUCGCAUCACCCGACUUACGGCUUUGUUUCUGUGGGAUCGAUGGAAGCAUCUUUUGCGUUUUGACCCUCGCCGACUCACACGAAAGCUUGCUUACUUUGGCACUAUACUGCAACUACGGGGUGCUCCCAUGGAUUGUGUUGUUGCACUGAUCGAUGGAACCCUGCGUAAAACGGCACGUCCAGUCAAGAAUCAACGACUUCUGUACAACGGCUGGAAGCGGUUCCAUUGCCUCAAGUAUCAUGCUCUGCUGACACCCGAUGGGAUUGUGGUGCAUGUAUACGGGCCAGUCGAAGGCCGUCGCCAUGAUGAAACAGUCUUCCAGCAAAGUGGCCUCAUGGAAAUCCUUCAAGCCCACUUCUACAAACCAAAUGGAGACCCGUUGUUCAUCUACGGCGAUCCCGCUUACAGCGUUGCACCUCACAUUCUAUCUCCAUACCGUGGCGCUGCACUCACAGCUGGCGAGGCCAAGUUCAAUCGUGCCAUGAGUACUUGCCGCGAACCAGUCGAGUGGAGUUUUAAAGAGGUCAUACAGCAAUUCCCUUUUCUCGACUUCUCCCGAAACCAGAAAGUCCUCCUUUCGCCCUGUGGACUGUACUAUCUGGUUGCACUUUUACUGGGCAAUGCGCAUACCAUUGUCCACCGCCCUCAAAUUCCUCAAUUCUUUGACUGUGAUCCACCUUCGCUACAAGAGUACUUCACUGGCGGACCAAUUGUUGAUGAAGAACUGGACAGCUGGUGCUUGGAUAGUCCUUGGGUAGAGCUUCCGGAUGGAGAUGAGGAUAGUCCGGAUGAGGAUGAUGACCGUCCAGACAACGAGACAGAUGAUGAAGAAGAAAGAGACUGA